GAAUGCAUGGAUAACGUUGUUUGAGUGUAGUCAGGAGCAAUUCAUCUAUUUCUACUCACACAUAGCAUCAGGUUUUGUCGGAAAGUAUCGUAUAUUAUAUUUCUUAACAAAAUCAUAAAAUUAAGUUCAAGAGAAUAUGAAGUGUUUGUAGAGAUCUUUUUGCUCAUCUACGGAGCUAUUGUAUUUAAUUCUUACUCUUCAAAAUCUCUUUAAACUUUGAAAUAAAUAUUUUUAUGUGUUAAAUUCGAAUUACAUGUAUCUCAUUAAAUUACAAACUCAUUUUAUUUUUAAUAAUUGUCUGUCCGGUUGUCAAACUAUUAUACCUAUAUAAGAAAUUAAGUGAUUCAUAUACAUAUUUCAGGCUAUUUCGCCGGCUAUAUCGCUUGUAAAACACGUUCACAUAGACUUGGUUUCUCAAUACCACUUGCGUUAGCAACCCCUAUUUCUGUAUUCAUGUUAGCAGCUGAGAACACAUGCAGCUUCUUUCUUCUUCUGUCAGAUAACGAGGACAAGUUGACCUGUACUAUCACAUCAUCGAAAAGUAUAACAUUCGUAGUGAUAGCCACGACGGCAUUUUUCCUUGCACAGGCCUUUUCGACGUGGUGGAUUUUAUUCGAAAGUGAUUUCAAUAUUAUGUUGAGGGAAGAUCAGUUAUUUUGGACGCCAAUGUAUAACUCUGCUCUACUUGAACACUGGAUAAUGUUAGCAAGAAGAAAUGAAAUCACCGACAAGGAAAACAGAUAUUUGCAACCAUUGCAAACGGCCAAAAACUCGAAACUUUUUAUAUGCACCACAAUGUACAGAGAGGACGACCAAGAGAUGAAACAACUCCUCGAAUCUUUCAGAUUAUUUAACAACCACGCUUUUAGGACUAAAGGGCUUAAAAUCGAGUUUCACAUUUUCUUCGAUGGUGCUGUAAAGGCAGGAAAGCCGACGGAAUAUCUGCUUCAGCUAGUUGUGCUUUUUGAAGAAGUGUUUGGGACGAACGUAGGAUUUUUUACAAAAAUUGAAACACCUUAUGGUUUGUCGCUUAGCUUGCGACUGCCUUGUGAUCAAACCGAGGGCUCCAAUUGCACAAUCCAUCUCAAAGACAAAUUUAAGGUAAAGAAUAAGAAAAGAUGGAGCCAAGUCAUGUAUAUGAAAUAUGCUCUCGAACAAAAAAUUCAUGGAAACCAAAAUUCAGAACAAUCGUACAUUUUAACUACUGAUGCAGAUGUCAAAUUUACCCCUAAAAGUGUUGAAGCACUAAUAAAUCUAAUGGCACGUGAUGAGAGCGUCGGUGCGGUAUGUGCAAGGACUCAUCCACUCGGAAAUGGGUUGCUUGUUUGGUAUCAGAUUUUUGAGUAUGCAAUUGGUCACUGGUUUCAAAAGGCAUCUGAGCAUGUACUUGGUACUGUUUUGUGUGCACCCGGAUGUUUCAGUGUCUACAGGCUUAAAGCAAUAAACGAUGUCUUGAAUCUAUACGCUACAAAUGUUGAAAAAGCAGAAGAAUUUUUAACAAAAGAUAUGGGUGAAGACCGAUGGUUAUGCACGCUUUUGGUCCAGAAAGGAUGGCGGAUAGAAUAUUGCGCAACGUCAACAAAUAGUACUCAUUGUCCUGAAGAUUUUGACGAGUUUUUUAAACAAAGGCGUCGUUGGAUUGUUUCAACACUUGCGAACCAAUGGCUCUUAAUUAAAGAAUGGAGUUUAAUUAAACAAAACAAUUUACGAGUGUCUUUCCUCUUCAAGAUAUAUCAAAUUAUUUUGCUGGUUUCAACUUUAAUUGGACCAAGCUCAGUUAUUCUUGUUGUUUCAGGGGGAUUGAAGUUUGGAAAAGAUUGGAACUCUUCAGUAACACUUUCGAUACAGGUUGCUGCAAGCGUCGGCUAUGGAAUUAUAUGUCUUUAUUCUUCGUCACGGACACAACUAAUGAUAGGGAAGUUAUAUUGCUGUUUAUACACAUUUUUCAUGAUGAUAGCGCUUGUUGGUACUGCAGUGGAAAUUGCAACUGAUAUCAACGGUCAACCAGGAGCUGAAGAAAGUUUUAUCAGUGACGAUUUAAAAUUAUCAUCGACCAGUGUCUAUUUGAUUGGAAUGGCAGCUAUUUUUCUCAUUACCGCUGUGUUACACCUAUCAGAGUUUUGGAUUAUAUUUUAUGGAUUUGUGUAUCUACUUGGAUUGCCUUCGGGUUAUUUGGUAUUGAUGAUAUACAGCAUCUGCAAUAUAACCGACAGUUCCUGGGGAACAAGAGAAGAUGAACAAGAAAUCUUGCAUGACCAUACAUGGAAAGAGAAAAUUUUGUCGGGGAUUAAAUUUUUGUGCUCGUGUUUUUCAAGGCAAGACAAUCGUCAACAAGUACAAGAAUCAGAAAAUCAAGGCAGCAAUAAAAGUUUAGGUCGAUCUAUAUAUAAAGCUAAAUCGUCUGGUACAUCACAAUCUGGUGACGAUACAAUGGCACCAAAUGAUUGCGUUGAUCCUGUGCAAAGCGAAGAAGACGAGUCUGUAGAAACAUGGUUACAAGAUAUGCCAGAAGAAGCAAAGCUUUUGAAAGAAAAUGGUUUCGAGAAAACUUCUUUUAUCAGUAACAUUAGAAAAGAAGAUCUGAAGAGUAUUGGUAUAAAGGACCGGAUAAAAAUAAAGAAAAUUAUUAAUAUGGUUGAACAACUGAAGGAUUACGAAAUUCCAUUGCAAAUUCCAGAAAAUGUUGAGAGUUGGUUAAAACAAAUUGGUUUGGAACAAUACAAAAACCAUUUCUUUGAGGCAAAUAUCAAAGAUCAAAUUGAUCUUGAAAUCCUAGCAGACUGCAAGGAAGAUGAUGUCAAAUCAUUCCACAUCAACAAGAGAGGUCAUAUCAGAAGGUUCCUGAUAGCCAUAAAAGCAUUACGAAAACCGUCACAUGCUCAGAAAAAACAAGUUGAAGCUUGCAAUGCAAUUGAAGAAAAACGUUCUGAAGAACAGAACAACGAAGUCACAGAUUUCUGGAAACAAGUUGGAGAAGAGUGUCUAAGGCCAAGGUCAACAGUAUUCGAGUCCGAUGAGCAUUUGAAAGUGAAACUUAAGGAUUCACGCGACAUGUGGCUUUUAGUAUUUGCUAUGAUUAAUGUUCUGUGGUUAAUACUUAUCUCAACGUUGGCAGAUAAGGGAAAACUACUUGGUGUGUUUGGAAGUAAUCCGAUAGGGUUUGCGGUGAUAGCUGUUUAUGGUGUUGUUCUUAUCAUUCAAUUCUUUGCAAUGAUAAUCCACAGAAUUUCAACAUUCCUGCACUUCUUGGGUAUUAUUCCAUACAAUUGCGGAACAUCCUAUCAUAGCAAUUUCUUGUUCUAUAACAGUGAUAAUGCUUUGGAAGAUCAAGAUAAUGAAAUUUUCAAAAAAGACAUUCAGGAAUGUCACAGACGAGUAAGUGGAAGAGAACGUCACACACGAGUUUGCGAAGAGUUCCUUUACUCUCUGAGCAAUUUGAAACAUAUUCAUACUUUCGUUUGAGAAAACUAUCUUAAGGAACGUCGGCGGUUCUACUCCGGUUCGUUUGUACCUUGUACCUAAAAAGCACACAGAGGUGCAAAUGAGGUCUCUUUGCACUCGUUAAGCUGGAAAGUCACCAAAUGACCUAUACUGUGUUGGUGUGACGUAAAGCCCAAUAAAAAGAUAUACUGAAACAUGACCAUUUAUAUUUGAAAAUAACAUUACAAACAUCAUUAAAACCUAUAAUAUGUAGAAAACAAAUCUUAAAUUCUCUUCUUCAAUACCAGAAGAUCAAGAGGCAAGCGCUGAUUAAUUAAAUAAUGGGCUUAAAUUCAGCGCUGUUCAAGUACUAAAUUGAAUCAAUAUUUGUUUUACUAUUUAUUUCAAAAGAUUCAAAAUAUUUCUCAUUUUAUACUUCAUCUAGCUUUGAAUAAAUACGUAUGUAACUAUGCACUGUCUAUUAAGAUUCUUUUAGCUUUUAGUUUCAAAAUGCUGGCUUUGGAUUUCAAUGGCUUUGAAUUUAAAUGCGUCCUUUGGCUUCUCUGCAGAUGUAAAUGCACGAAAGAUAGGUUUAGUACAGUUUAACAUGGUUUGACUGUCACAAUAGAUUUCCUGUAUUACUCUGUAUUGUUGUUCUAAAUCAUUUGAAAUUGAAUGACACUUUUCCUGUAUGAUCUCUAUUCAUGUUAGAAUUUGUGACAAAGAAUAUUGUCUUUUACUUUAAUAUAGUGAAACUUAAGGACUCGAGGACAGAUUAAUAUAAAAUGGAAUUCAACUUCUAUUGAAGUUUCACAAUAAAGAUAAACACGUUCAUAUCUACUUAAGCCAUAGUGUAUAUCUGUUUCAAUAAGAAGAUUGUGAACAGAACAUCUAAAAGAAGCGAAACAUUUUCGAAAUUUGAGAAUUUCAAGUACAUGUACAUAAUAUUCAACUGUAAAUUUUGUUUUAUAUGACGAAUAAUAUGUCAAUUUCUUAUGAAGCAUACCUUUGGCACUUCAAUCCUGUAGGUAUUGAUCUUUUAGUCUAUUGACAUACAGAUUUAAAAAAUCAUCAUCGAUAAUUUCAUUUUGGUUCUCCUAAAUAUAGCUAAAUCAAUUACUACAUAACUUUUAUCUGAUAUCUGAAACCCAAAUUUUCCUACUCAUCGUAUCAUAAUAUAGUAGCAUAUCAUAACAUAAUCUUGGAUAUCUAUCGUUUGCUAUUUUUAAUAGAUCUGAACAUCUGAAUGAUCUGAACAUUCAACUUCAAUAGGAGAUGAAUAUAUCAACGAGAUAAGAGUUUUACCAUGAAGCAUUUAAAGCAAUGUAAGACACCAUAAUGUAAUUACAAAGCAGACCAACUGUUUAAAUGUGUAACAGUUCCAGAAGUGCUGAGAUUAUGUAUACAAAUUUUCUUCUCUUUAGCUCUACUGUGUAAUUGCAGGUUAAAGCUGCCUAUUCGAUUAUUCGAUGGUUACUAAUCAAUAAU
Molecule: messenger RNA, 4908 nt
Organism: Ruditapes philippinarum (Manila clam)
Lineage: Eukaryota; Metazoa; Mollusca; Bivalvia; Venerida; Veneridae
Product: chitin synthase chs-2-like
Exons: 24
Coding region: 454-3462 (1002 amino acids)
Cellular component (GO): cell periphery; cell septum
Molecular function (GO): protein binding; chitin synthase activity
Source: RefSeq, a predicted model, not a curated record